Molecule: messenger RNA, 1590 nt
Organism: Lactuca virosa
Lineage: Eukaryota; Viridiplantae; Streptophyta; Magnoliopsida; Asterales; Asteraceae
Source: the annotation of a GenBank genome assembly
AGUUUUCAUCACCAAGUUCAGUAUUGUGUAAUACUCAAAGAAAUGGAAAAGUCAAGGGUAAAAAAGGGAAUAAAAGAAGAGGUUGACAACAAUAGUGAUUGGUUGUGGUUAAUGGACAAGGGUAUAUCUGGUCCAUUCAUUUGCAUUAGUCUAUUUUCAAUUCUUGUUCGAGUUGCUGUAUCUAUGCAUCCAUAUUCUGGAGCUGGUGAUUCACCAAAAUAUGGAGAUUUUGAAGCACAAAGACAUUGGAUGGAGAUCACAACCAAUUUACCUGUCAAUGAAUGGUAUCACAACAGCACUUGUAAUGAUCUUACUUAUUGGGGACUUGAUUAUCCACCACUUACUGCUUAUCAAAGUUAUGUUCAUGGGAUUUUUCUAAGAUUCUUCCAUCCAGAUUCGGUUUCACUUUAUUCCUCACGUGGCCAUGAAUCUUAUAUUGGAAAACUGCUAAUGAGGUGGACAGUUUUAACCUCUGAUGUCCUCAUAUUCUUUCCUGCAGUUCUAUGGUUUAUUAUAGUCUAUGCAAGCCAAUCAAAAGGGUAUAAAAGUAACUUACCAUGGCAUGUUGCAAUGAUUCUACUUAACCCAUGCCUCAUCCUUAUUGAUCAUGGUCAUUUUCAGUAUAACUGCAUAAGCUUAGGACUUACCAUUGGAGCUGUUGCAGCUUUACUUUGUGACAAAGAUCUUGUUGCUUCAUUCUUCUUCACUCUUGCUCUCAACCACAAACAGAUGAGUGCUUAUUUUGCUCCUGCAUUUUUCAGCUAUUUAUUGGGAAAAAGUUUAAGGUGUAAAAAUCCAGUUUUGGAGGUUGUGAAAUUGGGCAUAGUUGUUAUAGGAACAUUUGCUCUUAUUUGGUGGCCAUAUAUUCACUCCAAAGUUGCAAUUUUUGAGGUUGUGUCACGUUUGGCGCCUUUUGAGAGGGGAAUAUAUGAAGACUAUGUGGCUAAUUUUUGGUGCACAACUUCAGUCCUGAUUAAGUGGAAACAAUUAUUUACAACACAAUCACUGAAGCUGUUAAGUCUUACAAUCACUCUUUCUUCAUGUCUUCCUUCCAUGUUUCUACAAAUAAAGGCACCAAGUAAACGAGGUUUCCUCUAUGGACUUCUUAAUUCUGCUUUCUCCUUCUAUUUCUUCUCAUUUCAAGUACACGAGAAGUCAAUUCUUUUGGCAGUGUUGCCAGCAAGCCUGUUAGCAGUAGAAGAGCCUUUCCUUUUUCAAUGGCUAACACAAUUCGCCUUAUUCUCUAUGUUUCCUCUUUUACUUCGUGAUAAAUUACUUCUCCCAUAUAUCGCUCUUUAUGGCAUCUUCAUCUUCAUUCACUAUGGAAAACCUAAACCCAAACCCAAACCCAACACACAAAAACCUAUUUUUUUUGUAUCAUUUCUGAUUGUUUGUCUUCUUCUCUUGUCGCUUGUUCUUCACGUAAUUUAUCUGAAAGUAAACCCACCCAAGAAAUACCCUUUCCUCUUUGAAGCCAUCAUCAUGCUUCUUUGCUUCUCACAGUUUGUUUUCAUUGCUGUUUAUUCCAAUCGAAAGCAAUGGAUUUUGUCAAGGCAGUUGCUAGUUGAAGUCCAAAAGAAGAGGAUUUGA